This is a messenger RNA of Aplosporella prunicola CBS 121167, 4872 nucleotides long. RefSeq lists its product as uncharacterized. Bases 1 to 4872 code for a protein of 1623 amino acids. The record is from RefSeq and is a predicted model, not a curated record. Gene Ontology annotation, biological process: chromatin remodeling; DNA repair; DNA-templated transcription. The transcript has 5 exons. Gene Ontology annotation, cellular component: Ino80 complex; nucleus. Gene Ontology annotation, molecular function: ATP hydrolysis activity; DNA binding; histone binding. Lineage: Eukaryota; Fungi; Ascomycota; Dothideomycetes; Botryosphaeriales; Aplosporellaceae.
AUGCUGCCCGCACAGAUGCAGCGACUCGACGGCGAUGAGGCCGACCGCGCGCGAUCUUCCAACACGUCGCCUCCCGUAGGCAACCUGCCGCCCAUUGCUUCCACCCUCUACCAGCGCGACCCUCCUCCGUCUGCCUCCAAAUACUACGACCCUACGUCAGACGCUGGCUAUCCGUCGGCAGGCCGGGCCAACGGUCGUCACGAAGCCCACUAUCCAGCUCAGUCUCGGGAACCUUACAACUACGGCGAUGCGCGACAAAGCAGCGCCUCAUAUCGCUCACCCGUAGCGACCAACUUCCCCCCACCUCUCACCCAAGCACCUUCACACUCGCAUACGCCGGGUCAUCUCGAGCACCUGCCACACUCGCCUUCAUCGCCGAAGCUAUACCACGACCACAACCGGAGCAUCAUGAACGGACCACCGCCGAUUGCGCAAGCGCGGAGGCCAUCAAUCGAGAUGUCGACGCCAGCUCGAGCAGAUCCAAUGUCGCUAUCUAGCAUCAUGUCCGGCUCCGAGCCCGCACCAGCUUCUACGCCAUCCUACCACGCCCCAGCACCUCCGCCACUGAAGCAAUACACUCCCGUUCCGAUCAAGUCUGAACACCCCACGCCUUUCCAUGCGCCGCUCAAUGGCACUGUCCCUCCACUUAGCCUUGGUCCCGAGCGGUCUGUGGUCAAUGGGGGCCAACAGAUUUUCGCACGGUCUAUGCCGACUGAGGAGGCGGAUCCGAAGGCCGUUGACGCUGAAUACAUGAAGCUUGAACACCUCGACAGCAGUGACUUGGAGGCCCCCGGAUAUGAGCAGGAUCACGAGGAAUAUCGUCUGAACACCCUGAAGCGUGCAAGGGAGGUCGACGAGGCCGAGGAGCACAAGCGCAAGCGCCGCCGAGACGUUCAGACUAAGAGAUACUGUGACAUCUUUGCGUCCCACGCCGCGACAGCCAAGGCCCACUACAAUGCUCAACACGAAAAUGAGGCAUGGCAGGAGGUACAGGCUCAGGAAAUCGCGGAAGAAAAGGAACGCAAGAAGGACAUGCAGCGCAAGCGUCGGCGUGAAAAGACUCUGCAGGUCGAGUUUCAAAAACGCGACGAGGCGUUGGCUAAGGCGGAGAUCACGGCCGACGAGGAAGAACGAAGGAGGCUCAUCCACGAGGCGGAGAAGGCAGAACUCAAGGCCAAGAACACCAACCGACUCCUACAGGGAGGCACACCCAGUGCGGAUAUUCGGGAGGUCACCCCACAUGCGCCUAAUUUCGAAGGCGGCACGAUGAGCACGUUCCAAAUGACGGAGGAUGCAGCCCGCGAUGCGCCAAAGAGGAGAGGCAGGCAAGGAGCCAGGCCGCGCAAGAGCAAGGAGCAGAAGCAGGCCGAGAAGGAUGCCGCGGCCGCAGCCCAACUUGCUCUGGACCGUGGAGACGAACUUCCGCUCAUUGCUCCGCGUGAAGAAGCCCGACUCGAGGCGCUCAAGAGGGAGCGUAGCUUUACUGAAGAAUCCAGUCCUCCGGCCCAGAUGAUGCCAGUGGGAGCCUAUGAGUCGAAAGAAUACAACAAGCUGUACGACGCUAUUUGGAAAGACCUGGCCAGGAAGGAUAUUCCGAAGGUCUGCCGUAUCAAGGACAACUCUCUCGCGACGAAGCAAUCCAACCUCCGAAAGACUGCUCAGUUGGCUUCGAAGGAAGCUCGCCGUUGGCAGCUUAGGACCAACAAGAGCAUGAAGGAUGUACAGGCCCGUGCAAAGAGGAGCAUGCGUGAGAUGUUGUCGUUCUGGAAGAGGAACGAGCGUGAUGAGCGCGAUCAGAGGAAGUUGGCCGAGAAGCAAGAGUUGGAGAAUGCCAAGAAGGCCGAAGCGGAGCGUGAAGCCAACAGGCAGAAGCGAAAGCUCAAUUUCUUGAUUUCUCAGACCGAACUCUACUCGCAUUUCAUUGGCAAGAAGGUCAAGACCGACGAAGUCGAACGCUCCACGGACGAUGUUGCAGUGUCGAAACAAACGCUCAAGCCCGCCGAGGAUGGCGCUCACGCGAUAGACCUACCCGAGAGCAAUGCCAAACUUGGCACGAAAGUCACGAAUUUCGAAGACCUGGAUUUCGAUGCCGAGGACGAGACUGUGCUGCAGCAGGCGGCUAUGGCCAACGCGCAAAACGCCGUCAAGGAAGCUCAGGACCGUGCCCGCGCCUUCAACGAAGGCCAAUCUGCACAGAGCCAGUUUGAUGAUUACGAAGAGAUGAACUUCCAGAACCCGACCAGUUUACAGAGUAUGGAUGUGCCGCAACCGAAGCUUUUGUCUUGCCAGUUGAAGGAAUACCAGCUCAAGGGUCUCAACUGGCUUGUCAAUUUGUACGAACAAGGCAUCAACGGUAUCUUGGCAGACGAAAUGGGUCUCGGUAAGACUGUACAGUCCAUUUCCGUCAUGGCCUACUUGGCUGAGACCCAUAACAUCUGGGGCCCCUUCUUGGUCAUCGCGCCUGCGUCAACCCUGCACAACUGGCAGCAGGAAAUCACCAAAUUCGUGCCGGAUCUCAAGGUCCUGCCUUACUGGGGUAACGCCAAGGAUCGCAAAGUCCUGCGUAAAUUCUGGGACAGGAAACACAUCACGUACAGGAAGGAAUCGCCUUUCCACGUGCUUGUUACCUCUUACCAGCUGGUCGUUCAGGAUGCCCAGUACUUCCAGAAGAUCCGGUGGCAAUACAUGAUCCUCGAUGAGGCUCAAGCUAUCAAGUCCUCCCAGAGUUCGAGAUGGAAGAGUCUGUUGGGCUUCCACUGCCGUAACCGUUUGCUUCUGACUGGUACUCCCAUCCAGAAUAACAUGCAGGAGUUGUGGGCCUUGCUGCAUUUCAUCAUGCCAAGUUUGUUCGAUUCGCACGACGAGUUCAGCGACUGGUUCUCGAAGGAUAUCGAAAGCCACGCUCAAAGCAACACGAAACUCAACGAAGACCAGCUCAAGCGUUUGCAUAUGAUACUUAAGCCAUUUAUGCUUCGACGUAUCAAGAAGCAUGUGCAAAAAGAGCUUGGAGACAAAAUCGAGAAGGACGUCUUCUGCGACCUCACCUACCGCCAGCGCGCAUACUACACUAACCUGCGCAAUAAGAUCAGCAUCAUGGAUCUCAUUGAGAAGGCUGCGGUUGGCGAUGAUCAGGAUACGGCCACGCUGAUGAACCUUGUAAUGCAGUUCAGGAAGGUCUGUAACCACCCGGAUCUCUUUGAGCGGGCAGAAACGCAUUCGCCUGUGGCUUUCUCUCACUUCGCCGAAACCGCCUCGUUUAUGCGCGAAGGUCAAAGUGUCGACGUAGCUUACUCUGUCCGCAACCUCAUCGAAUACCAAGUGCCGCGGUUGAUCGGUCGUGGAGAUGGACGUCUUGACGUUGCUGGCCCUGACAACGCGCACGCAGGCUGGAGAGGUAAAUACCUCUCUCACUUGAUGAACGUUUGGAGCCCAGACAACGUCCUUGAGAGCUCACGCGACGAUGGGGCGUUCUCUUUCCUUAGAUUUGUAGAUGCUUCGGCUGGUGAGGUCGCAUCUGCGGCUUGGGGGGACGUCUUCCAGCGUGCUGUUGAGAUCUCCCGGAAACCGCGCCGCCUCGGAAGAUUUAAAAUUUGCUACGAUGAGGAUGAUGCGUCGGCGUAUAAGCCCACUCAUGCGCUGUUCAACAUCGUCGAGCAGAACGAUCGUCGGCCACUUGCCGAGAUCACGCCCGAGGGAUGCAUGGCCAACCUGCUGAACGUCUCGAAGAAUGCUUUUGAGAACCUUGGGCUGGGAUCGAUCGAGGCUUCUGCCAAGCCUGCCGUGUCGGCGCCGCCAAUCGAGCUGCACUACUCUGGUCAAGGCACGCUCUUGGAGCGCGAGAGGUAUAUGUUCAACGGACGGAUGCGGACUGCUCUAUAUGACAUUUCCGAGAACACCGAGCAGGCCCUGCUGGACCAAAAGGUGGACCCUGCCGAUUUCCCAUCCACCAACAUGCUUCCUCCGCCGGCAAUGUCGAAGUCGCGGUACACGCACAUUACGGUACCGUCGAUGCAGCGCUUCGUCACCGACUCGGGCAAGCUCGCGAUGCUGGACCGUCUGCUCAAGAGGCUAAAGGAGGAAGGCCACCGUGUCUUACUGUACUUCCAGAUGACGCGCAUGAUCGACCUGAUGGAGGAGUACUUGACGUAUCGCAACUACAAGUACUGCCGGCUCGACGGCUCCACCAAACUCGAAGACCGUCGCGACACGGUCGCCGAUUUCCAAACGCGGCCGGAGAUUUUCGUCUUCCUGCUGUCUACGCGCGCCGGUGGUCUCGGUAUCAACCUGACCAGCGCCGACACGGUCAUCUUCUACGACUCGGACUGGAACCCGACCAUCGACUCGCAGGCCAUGGAUCGCGCGCAUCGUCUGGGCCAGACUCGGCAAGUGACGGUGUACCGGCUGAUUACACGCGGCACGAUCGAGGAGCGGAUCCGCAAGCGCGCGCUGCAGAAGGAGGAGGUGCAGCGCGUCGUCAUCAGCGGCGGCGCGGGCGCCCAGGUCGACUUCAACACGCGCAGCCGCGAGAACCGCACCAAGGACAUUGCCAUGUGGCUGGCGGAUGACGAUCAGGCCAAGAUGAUUGAGGAGAAGGAAGCGGAGAUGGCGGCGGCCGAGGCGGCGGCCAGCGCGCAGGCCGGCGGCAAGCGGAAGAGGGCUGCGGCGGCGAAGAAGGCCCGCGAGGUCAAUAUGGAUGACAUGUACCAUGAAGGCGAAGGACACUUUGACGAUGGCAGCGCGAAGCCGUCCGGGGCGGCGACGCCCGUGUCGGAGGCGCCGGCUAAGGGGAAGCGGAAGGGGGUUAGCAAGAAGGCGAAGACGCUGAAGCAGCGCUUGGCGAUUGCGGAUGGCAGUGGGGAUGUGCAUGGGUGA